This is a messenger RNA of Cylindrotheca closterium, 372 nucleotides long. NCBI's taxonomy places the organism in Eukaryota, Bacillariophyta, Bacillariophyceae, Bacillariales, Bacillariaceae. The record is from the annotation of a GenBank genome assembly.
AUGAAGACCUUCUUUACCAUCCUGAUUACUCUUAUCAUCUGCCUUUCCGCCGAGGCUUUCACAACCUCUACUACCACCAACGCGGCAGCACUUCCUCCAACCCAAGCUUCUUGGACGACCUCCUCCUCUACUAGUCUGCAAAUGACAGUCUUGAGCUACAACGGUAAAAAGAAGGAUUUCAAGGCCGGAUCCCCAUUAAAGACUGCCGUUGCACAGUUGGGUGUCAAGCCAAGAUAUUCUUGCAAAAAGGGAGAAUGUGCCACUUGUCAAAUCAGUUUGGCCGGUAGAAUGACCAAACCCUGCGUCGCCAAGGUCCCACCAGAACCCACUUUGAAGUCUCUCAAGGAGAAGGGAUUGGAAAUCAAGGCCUAA